CGUGUGUGAAAGUGGUUGACUGUGAGUGUGACUGGGGAGGUUGUGUGUGUGGGGGAACUAUUUAUCUGAAAUCAAAUUAAGUUAUUUUACUCUAACAGAAUUUAUAAAGCACUUUAUAUUUAAACUAACGACUGAUAACCAUGGUUGCAACAAGCACGCUGAAAAACAAGAACUCGGAGUGCAUAUCCGAAGCAUUCGACCGCCGGUACGACCAGAGCUACAUCGAAGAUGAGCUGGACUUCUGGGAGCGCUGCUUAUCCGAGCCCCCGGUGGGAACGGGCCUGAGUGGCGGCGGCGGCGGCGACCCGGAGUCCCUCCGCCAGGAGGCGGGCACGUGCCAACAGCUGGCCAAGCUGCUGGAGGGCUGCCUGUCGCGCGCCAAGAAGAGCACGCUGCACUGCGCCGAGGUGCUGGUGCCCGAGACGCUGACGCGGCGCAUCUCCCGCGACGUUCUCCGCCUGGCGUCGGCGGAACCGUGCGGGCUGCGCGGCUGCGUGCUGCACGUGCUGGUGGAGGCCGAGCGCGGCGGCGGGUGCACGCGGCUCGAGCGCAUCGCGUGCGACGCCAGCGUGGUGCCCACCUUCGAGCUGACGCUGGUGUUCAAGCAGGACGCCAGCGCCUGGCCCAGCCUCAGGGACCUCUUCCACAUCGGCGCCUGCUUCGCCCCGGGCUUCCGCCACGCGCUCAAGCUCAGCCCCGGGUUCCGGCUCAUCAAGAAGAAGCUCUACUCCUCCUCGCCGGCCGGCACCGUGGUGGAGGAGUACUGAGCUGAGCUGAGCGCGCUCGGACUGGAUCCGACGGGACACUGGGGGGGGUGGAGGGGUGGGGGGGGUUAACUGGACUGGCAAGGUUGAGAUUUGUUGUAGAGGGUUCGAGGGUACAAUGCACUUCUACACUUCAGUACCUGAAUGUAAGUCACUCUGACCAAGAGUGGCUAAUUCUUUUUCUAGGCUUUUUUAUAUUUAUAAAUAUAUUUUUGUUUUUUCUUAGAUGUGCAACUGUGUGAGUGUUGGAAGGUGGGUGUAUGUGCAAAGCGCGCGUGGCGGGAGUGUGCCAUAAUCAUAGUGCUAGUUCUUAAAUACAUUCACAAAGCAUUUGGAAAUGGCUGUGUGUUUAGCGUCCACGUGUAGGAUCUGUACAGAAAGUAGUGAUGAAUCCAUUUUGGAAAUGGCUGUGUGUUUAACGUAAACAUUUAGGAUCCAUUUUGUACAAAAAAAUUACACCAGUUUGCUCCGCACCAACAAGGAUUUUAACACCAUUUCAAUUUUGAGACUAAUUAUUAUUUAAUUACAUGCAAGGAUUUGAUUAAAAAAUAAAUUUCCUAUCUAAAAGUUUUUAGACAUUUGUACACUUAAAUUAGAAAUUUCUAGUUCAAAUUGGCAAUAAAGAAGUCAGGAUAUAUUUUUUAAUGGCUCGGGUGUUGACUGGUGCAUAGCUGGUACACCAUGAGCAUGGUGCGUAACGUGUUUAAGAUAAUGGCAACUCUGCACGUUCAUCAUUGGAGUUACUUGGGCUGAAAUGUCCCCGUGUGUUUUUGAAUGUAACGUGAGUAGAAUGUAGCACACCAUGGAGGUAUCGGGGAUGAGAUAUGGCUCAUGUGAUGGGGUCCACGUAGGUAGACUUGAAUGUAAGUUUUGGUGAAUCGCCAUUGAUUGUUUGUCUGUCAGUCUUGUCCAAUCACAUUGGCCAAUAGCCUUGUUCUACAGGAGAGGAGAGGGCUGUGAUUGGAUGUUGCACUGCGUAAGAUCAACAUGCUGCUCCGUGGCAGAGAAUCUACCAUGUGCCUCGCGUUCAAGAGGUGUUUGUUCUUUUUUUUCUUUUUUUUUGGUACGUUUUCCACAUGUUGAUUGGGAGAUUGCCACACUGUUAUAUGUAGUUUUCUACAAGUUUUUUUUUUUUUUUUUUCUUUGAAAAAAAUUACACCUUUUAUUGCCUUUCAACAGUUAUUGGUUGCAGUGCUGUUGCGGUAACUGGAUUUUUUUUUUUUUUUUUUUUUUUUUUUUUUUUAAAGAAAUUCCUGUAAGGGAAGUCUAUCCUUGUCUAUUUGACAAUAAAAUGUAUUUUCACCCGUGA
Molecule: messenger RNA, 2073 nt
Organism: Sardina pilchardus (European sardine)
Lineage: Eukaryota; Metazoa; Chordata; Actinopteri; Clupeiformes; Clupeidae
Product: DNA damage-inducible transcript 4-like protein
Exons: 3
Coding region: 141-767 (208 amino acids)
Biological process (GO): negative regulation of signal transduction
Cellular component (GO): cytoplasm
Source: RefSeq, a predicted model, not a curated record